AUGGCGCUCAGCUCCCGGGCUCACGCCUUCUCGGUGGAAGCCCUGGUGGGCCGCUCGGCCAAGAGGAAGGUGCCGGAGGGGCGCGAUGAGGAGCCCGGCCCCGGCUGCCGUUCGGCCCGCAGAGCCCCCGAAGCGGAGAAGCGGCCCAAGGCCGGCACCGAGGCCCGGCCGACCGGGGUGCAGGUGGAGCUGCAGGGCUCCGAGCUCUGGAGGAGGUUCCACGACAUCGGCACCGAGAUGAUCAUCACCAAGGCCGGCAGGAGGAUGUUCCCGUCGGUGCGGGUGAAGGUGAAGGGGCUGGAUCCGCUGCAGCAAUAUUACAUCGCCAUCGACGUCGUCCCGGUGGACUCCAAAAGAUACAGGUACGUCUAUCACAGCUCGCAAUGGAUGGUGGCGGGGAACACGGACCACUCGUGCAUCACCCCGCGGCUCUACAUCCACCCCGACUCCCCCUGCUCGGGGGAGACCUGGAUGAGGCAAAUCAUCAGCUUCGACAGGGUGAAGCUCACCAACAACGAGAUGGACGACAAGGGGCACAUCAUCCUGCAGUCCAUGCACAAGUACAAGCCCCGCGUCCACAUUAUCGCCCAGGAUUCCCGCUUCGAUCUAGCGCAGAUUCAGUCGCUGCCGGCCGAGGGGGUACAGACCUUCUCCUUCCAGGAGACCGAGUUCACCACCGUGACGGCCUACCAGAACCAGCAGAUCACGAAGCUGAAGAUCGACAGGAAUCCCUUCGCCAAAGGUUUUCGGGACCCCGGCAGGAACAGGGGGGUCCUGGAUGGGCUCCUGGAUUCCUACCCGUGGCGGCCGCCCCUCGCCCUGGAUUUCAAGGCUUUCGGCGCAGACAGCCACGGUGGGAGCUCCAGCUCUUCCCCGGUGACCUCCAGCGGUGGGACCCCCUCUCCUCUGAACCCCCUGCUCUCUCCCUCGUGCUCCCCUCCCACGUUCCACCUGCCAGGGAGCAACAUCGGCGUGUCGUGCCCCGAGACCUUCCUACCCAACCUCAACGUGCCUCUCUACUACAAGAUCUGCCCUACGAGCUUCUUAAGGCAACAGUCCCUCAUCUUUCCGAGCCACAAAAAGCUGGGAGGCACCAACCCACACCUCUUACCCCACUUCAUGGUGGAGGUGCCCAAACUGUCCUCCCUCGGCAUAGCCAACCUGAAAAGCGCCAAAGCCGAAGACUUGAACACUCAGUGCCUGCAAGUGCCCGGCUCCGCUGGUCAAAUGCUGUAUGGAUUACACGCAUCUGGAAACGUUUUCCCAUCAAGUCCCAUUGCUCGGGAAGCACUUAAUUGUUCUUUACAUCCUCCAUAUGGCCUGUAUGGUUAUAACUUCUCCGUGCCAUCCAGACUGAUGAAUGCAGGAGGCCAUUUCAAAGUGAGUGACAGCGGCCCGGCCGCUCUGAGCGACGGCAGAUGUCACCACUCCAGCUGGCACCCCACCAUUAACCACUGCCUUUAGUGGAAUCACAGAAUAUUCCUAAGCAUUGAUAUGUAAAGCAAGUCCUUCCUUCCUUUCAUACCCCUGGACUUGUUAGUUAUUGACUCUGAAAUACUGCGUGGUACAGGAGAGGAAUGUCCAGGCUUUUAACCCUUUUUUUGGUGGGCAGAUGUGUUGUGGUGUUGGGAGGGCAGAGGAUUUGGAAGGGUGCAAGAUCUGGGAAGGUGGAAGAUCUUGGAGCAUGGACAGUCUGAGAUGAUCCACAUCCAAGUGACCGCUUUUGAUCCUGUUUAUGUCACGGUUGUAGGGUAAGAGCAAACUGUACAGUCACCUUUUUGAUAAUUGCACUCUCAAGUGGGACCGGAGGCAUCUGUAUUUCUGCAAAUAUGUUUUCUCUCUCGCUUGCCUUUAAUCAGCUCAGAGCCCUGGGGAGCUGCUGCUCACCCACUCCAAUUUUAUCCCUGGGGAGCUGCUGCUCACCCACUCCAGUUUUAUCCCUAAUUUCAAAGGGACUGUCCGAGA
Molecule: messenger RNA, 1965 nt
Organism: Empidonax traillii (willow flycatcher)
Lineage: Eukaryota; Metazoa; Chordata; Aves; Passeriformes; Tyrannidae
Gene: TBX22
Product: T-box 22
Exons: 8
Coding region: 1-1464 (487 amino acids)
Biological process (GO): positive regulation of DNA-templated transcription; cell fate specification; regulation of transcription by RNA polymerase II
Cellular component (GO): nucleus
Molecular function (GO): DNA-binding transcription factor activity, RNA polymerase II-specific; RNA polymerase II cis-regulatory region sequence-specific DNA binding
Source: RefSeq, a predicted model, not a curated record